Orcinus orca (killer whale) is the source of this 4097-nucleotide messenger RNA. RefSeq names its product FYVE, RhoGEF and PH domain-containing protein 2. Bases 424 to 1653 code for a protein of 409 amino acids. Gene Ontology annotation, molecular function: metal ion binding; guanyl-nucleotide exchange factor activity. Gene Ontology annotation, biological process: cytoskeleton organization; filopodium assembly. Gene Ontology annotation, cellular component: cytoplasm. NCBI's taxonomy places the organism in Eukaryota, Metazoa, Chordata, Mammalia, Artiodactyla, Delphinidae. The transcript has 14 exons. The record is from RefSeq and is a predicted model, not a curated record.
CCCCCGUCACGUGACGGGACGGGCGCCUGCCCCUCGCGGCGUCAGGGGGCGGGGCCGGGCCGCACCACUCGCGGCCGCGGGGGAGUGCAGGAGUGUAGGCGAGGCGGUCGGUCACCAGAUGUAUUGGCAUGCGAGAUCACUAAGCCUUCUGGGAGAAACAUGGAAGACAGCUAAGGGACCAAUAGGUCCCAAGGCCUUGGGAUGAAGCCUACAAGAGUGAAGACGGGGAAAUGGGGCCUCUACACUCUGGGGAGACAUGGUGUGUCACGGUGAGCACAGUACUCACCCCAGCGUCAGAAAGGAUGAAAUGCCUGGUUGGUGUUCUGCUCUAUCGUCCUCCUCUUGGUGGAGAAAGGACGACCACCCCCCGCAUUGGCGACGUGAUCCAGAAGCUGGCCCCCUUCCUGAAGAUGUACAGUGAGUAUGUCAAGAACUUUGAGUGAGCAGUUGAGCUGCUGGCCACCUGGAGUGACAAGUCUCCACCCUUCCAGGAGGUUAUCACCCGCAUUCAGCGAGGCCUCGGGCAGCCUGACUCUGCAGCACCACAUGCUGGAACCUGUGCAGAGAAUCCCACGCUACGAGCUGCUGCUCAAGGAGUAUGUCCAGAAGCUGCCAGCCCAGGCCCCAGACCUGGCUGAUGCCCAGAAAGCCCUUGACAUGAUCUUCUCAGCCGCUCAGCACUCCAACGCAGCCAUCACUGAGAUGGAGCGGCUGCAGGAACUGUGGGAAGUGUACCAGCGCCUGGGCCUGGAGGACGACCUAGUAGACCCCUCCAACACCCUGCUGCGCGAGGGCCCCGUCCUCAAGAUCUCCUUCCGCCGCGUCGGCCCCAUGGAGCGCUACCUUUUCUUGUUCAACAACAUGCUGCUCUACUGUGUACCCAGGGUCAUCCAGGUGGGCGCCCAAUUCCAGGUCAGGACCCGUAUCGACGUGGCCAGCAUGAAGGUGCGGGAGCUGACUGACGCCGAGUUCCCCCACUCCUUCCUGGUGUCCGGGAAGCAGCGCACCCUGGAGCUGCGGGCCCGCAGGUCCCAGGAGGAAAUGAUCUCCUGGUUGCAGGCCUGCCAAGCGGCCAUUGACCAAAUAGAGAAGCGGAGUGAAACCUUCAAAGCUGCGGUCCAGAGCCCUGAGGGAGACACCCAGGAGCAGGAGCUGCAGUCCGAGGAGCUGGGCCUCCGGGCGCCGCAGUGGGUCCGUGACAAGAUGGUGACCAUGUGUAUGCGCUGCCAGGAGCCCUUCAACGCCCUGAUGCGCCGCCGCCACCACUGCCGGGCCUGCGGCUACGUGGUGUGUGCCAGGUGCUCCGACUACCGGGCUGAGCUCAAAUACGAUGACAACAGGCCCAGCCGAGUCUGUUUAGACUGCUACACGUUCCUCACCGGAAAUGUGCUCCCCGAGGACAAGGAGGACAAGAGGCGUGGCAUCCUGGAGAAAGGAGCUGCAGCGGGGUCCGAGCAGAGCCUAAUGUGCAGCUUCCUACAGCUCUUCGGGGACAAGUGGGGCAAGAGCGGGUCCCGGGGCUGGUGCGUGAUCCCCCGGGAUGACCCCCUCGUGCUCUAUGUCUACGCUGCCCCCCAGAAUGUCAUGUAUUUGGAAUCAUACAGUACGGAGACUUUUGGGUCUGGCUCCUUUUACUCAGCCUCAUGUAUUUGAGACUCGUCCACGUUGUUCAUGGACCAGUACUUUGUUCCUUUCCAUUGCUGAGUAGUAUCCCUUAAGUGGGUAUACCGUGGUUUGCUUACCCUUUACCAGCUGAAGGACCUUUGGGUUAUUUGUGGUUUGGGACAAUUAUGAAUAGUGCUGCUAUGAACUAUAAACAUUCAUGUUCAGGUUUUUUUUGUGGUCAUACAUUUUCAUUUCUCUAAGGUAAAUACCUAAAAUUGGAUCACUGGGUCAUAUGAUAAGUGUAUGAUUACCUCUCUCAGAAACCGCCAAGCUGUCUUCCAGGGUGACUGUACCAUUUUGUAUUCCCAUCAUCAGCGAUCAGAGUUUCCCAUUGUGCACAUCUUUGGCAGCAUUUGGCACAGGCAGGGUUUUUGUUUGUUUGUUAAAACAUUUAUUUAUUUAAUUGGCUGCCCCAGGUCUUAGUUGCGGCAUGCGGGAUCUUUAGUUGAGUCAUGUGCACUCUUAGUUGUGGCGUGUAGGAUCUAGUUCCCUGUCCAGGGAUCAAACCCGGGCCCCCUGCAUUGGGAGCAUGGAGUCUCAGCCACUGGACCAACAGGGAAGUCCCUGUUUGUUUUAAAUUUUAGCCAUUCUGGUGGGUGUGUAGUGCUUACAACUUUUUAAGCUUAUGAAUGUAUCAAAAAUAUCAUGUUGUACAUCUUUAAUCUAUACAAUUUUUAUUUGUCAAUUAUACCUCAAUAAAGCUGGCGGGAGUUUAUGGAUGUAAUGAAAUAAGGGCCUGUAAUAGUAAAUAUUUUGCAAACAUAAUCAUUUAAGGCCCUAUUAUGUGCCAGACAGUAUCCUAAUCCUUCCAAAAUCCUAGGGGCAGCUGGUAUCAUGGGGAGGGCACCCAUGACAGUCUAAAAGGCUCAAAUCCCAACUCUGUGGUGGGCUUGCUGUGGGACGUUGGGCACAUCACUCAGUGUCUCUGAGCCUCCAUUUAUUUAUUGUAAAUAGAUUGAGCAAUGCCCCCUUGCAUGCUUGGUGUGAAAACCAAAGGAGAUAAUGCAGGGAAAGCUCCUGGCCCACAGGAGAGGCUCAACAGCUGGGAGUUGUUAUUAGCUACGCUCUUUAUGUAGCAACAUUCCUGGGAUAAUUUGUUCCAGCAGCAAGUCUAGUUGCUUCUGCCUUCAGGAUAUAUUCCAGAUGGAGCCUCCUCGCACCCCACACCUCUCACACAGCCACCUCUCUGGUCCAGGCCACCAUGUCCUCUCUCAGGUGACUGAUUGCAAGAGCUUCUCUCCGGCCCCUGCACUCAUACACCCACCCCCUGGUGGUCGUACUCCAAACAGCAGACACAGGAGUUCUUUUCCAUCUGAAACUCCCAUCCAGGGUCCUGGUCCCAACCCUCCCGAGGCAUCACGGUAAGAAGUCCCUCUGAUGCCUCCCUCCUACAAUCCACCAGGCUUUCUGUGAUCUGGCCCCUGGCUGCCUCUCAGAGCUCGUUUAUUCAUCUCUGUAUCCCAGAACUUAGCACAUAGUAAGUGCUCGAAAAACACCUUCUGGCCUGGAUUCACACUAGCGCUGUCAGGCCACCAACAUGGCAGGCAGUAUUUCUCUUCCAUUGAGGUGACUGGAAGUCAGAGAGGUGCGAAUGACGUGUGCAAGGUCAUACGGCACUUCUGUGGACUCUCUCAGGGACCAGGACAAGGGUCUCCUAACAAUGGCUGUGGCCUCAUACCUUUGCCUUUUCCUUCCGGCUGCCUGUCUCUGCCCCAUGACUGGACCCCAGGGCCCUGCUUCUUCCUGAAAUUGGCCAUGGUGGGAGUGUUCCUGCCAUGGAAAUUAGCAAAUCAGCCCCCCUCUUAUCCCUCAUCCCCCAACAGAGGUCUGAUUGUUACUUCUUGCCAGCACGACACUGUCCACGAAGUCUGGCAUCCUGAAGUAACUGAGUGAAGCCACCUUGCUCACCUGUCCACGUCUUGAGCUUGCAACCCUCAAGGUGACCCAGGUGCCUUUUCCAUCUCUUCUCUCCUCUGCCUGGCCUCAGGCUCUAUUCUGGGCCAGUUGCUAGCUGGCCUUCGGCCUAUACACAGUGAGCUUCUGCAAGUCAAAGGCCAAGGUGGAGGUGAGGGCACCUUCCUACUGGUGCUUCUGGCCUGACCCUGGCCUCUACCUGGUCACAUCCUUCUUGUUCCAACUCCCUGAGCCACUGAUAUGCUGGAGCCAUUUCUGCCUCUGAUUUCUUCUCCUUACCCUCUUCUCUCCAUGAUUCUCUCAUUUCUCAUCUUUGGCAUUUUAACUGUGUCUCUCUUUACCUCUGCUAAUAAAAACAAGAGAUAAAUUUUUUUUUUCUGGCAGCGCACCACAGCAUGUGGGAUCUUAGUUCCCUGACCGGGGAUCAAACCCGUGGCCCCUGCAUUGGAAGUGCAGAGUCUUAACCACUGGACUGCCAGGGAAGUCCCAAGAGCUAACUUUUUUUUUUUUUUUUUUUU